UAUUUUUCUUCUGUCGUGAGCUAUGGCAGUUGAAAAGAAAUUACAAACUCCACCAUCCGAAGGGGUUCUAGAAAACAUAUGGGCGAAUUUUAUUGGCGAAGAUUGUCAAACGAACGAUGAAACAUCAAAGAAAUCAUGUGAAGUUUCCGAAACAUGGGAAGAAUUACCAAGUCUUGAUCUCAAUAGAGAUGAUGAAUCAAUUGGAUUUUUACAAAGGCUGCCGAGCCUAGGUAGAUGGAUAUCUAUGGGAGCGGAAGAAUGGGAAGAAAUUCUUGAAGGAACAGUUUUUCCUUCGGAAAAUUUGGAAAAUUCAUGUGAGUUUGUUUCAAAAAGUGGUGACGAUAUGACAAGUCCAAAAGCUAAUGUUGUGACGGUUGAGAAACGUUAUAGGGGAGUCAGGAGACGCCCAUGGGGAAAGUAUGCAGCCGAAAUCAGGGAUUCGUCAAGAAAAGGAGCACGCGUUUGGCUUGGAACAUUCAAGACAGCCGAAGAAGCGGCUUUGGCUUAUGAUAAAGCUGCUUUAAGAUUUAGAGGUCCAAAAGCAAAGCUAAACUUUCCAAUCCAAGUGGUAGAACAAGCAUUGGGAAUUACUCACCCACAAGCCGACUCAAAUGAUCCUUCCACGAGUUCUCAAGAGACGAAUUCGACAUAUAUUCAUAGCUUACAAGCAAAAGAUUGUCAUACAAACAAAAGGGUUUUCAGAGAAUUGGGAGAACUCCAAGAGGAGAUGAUGAUCAUGAAUGGACCACCUCCAUUGAAGAGAUUGGAAACUUUAGAAGGAUCAUAUUGCUAUGACCACAUUGAGAUACUUGAGUUUGAGGAUCUUGGAGCUAGUUUUUUAGAAAAUUUAUUGUCCAAAGGCCUUUAAGAAAAGAAAAAAACUAGAUUUAUGAUAAUGUAAUUGAAAUUACAUACCAAUAAUUUUGCCAGAAAUGAUUAAUUUGUAAAAAGAAACUUGCUACUUUUAAAUUAUAUUGUAUAUAAUAUAUAAAUUAUAACUUGUUUGUUGCUUA
This is a messenger RNA of Helianthus annuus (common sunflower), 1013 nucleotides long. Its product is annotated as ethylene-responsive transcription factor ERF091. Gene Ontology annotation, molecular function: DNA-binding transcription factor activity; DNA binding. NCBI's taxonomy places the organism in Eukaryota, Viridiplantae, Streptophyta, Magnoliopsida, Asterales, Asteraceae. The transcript has a single exon. The coding region runs from base 23 to 868 and encodes 281 amino acids. Gene Ontology annotation, biological process: regulation of DNA-templated transcription; ethylene-activated signaling pathway. The record is from RefSeq and is a predicted model, not a curated record.